Messenger RNA from Sorex fumeus (smoky shrew), 1986 nucleotides. It is a transcript of the gene GRK6, whose product is annotated as G protein-coupled receptor kinase 6. Gene Ontology annotation, molecular function: ATP binding; G protein-coupled receptor kinase activity. Bases 173 to 1939 code for a protein of 588 amino acids. NCBI's taxonomy places the organism in Eukaryota, Metazoa, Chordata, Mammalia, Eulipotyphla, Soricidae. Gene Ontology annotation, cellular component: cytoplasm; plasma membrane. The transcript is spliced from 16 exons. The record is from RefSeq and is a predicted model, not a curated record. Gene Ontology annotation, biological process: protein phosphorylation; regulation of signal transduction; signal transduction.
GGCGGCGGCGGCGGCGGCGGCGGCGGCGGCCGGACCCGGAGGCCGGGGAGGCCGCGGCGCGGUCACUGCGAGCCGAGCCGAGCCGCGCCGAUCGCCAUCCGGCCCCCGCGGCCCUCGCUCGCGAUCCCGGCCGGCGGCGCUGUCCGGCGCGGGGCCGGUGGCGCCGCAGCCCAUGGAGCUCGAGAACAUCGUAGCGAACACGGUGCUACUCAAGGCCCGGGAAGGCGGUGGCGGUACCCGAAAAGGCAAGAGCAAGAAAUGGCGGCAGAUGCUCCAGUUCCCUCACAUUAGCCAGUGCGAGGAGCUGCGGCUGCACCUAGAACAUGAUUACCACAGCCUGUGUGAGCGCCAGCCCAUCGGGCGCCUGCUCUUCCGGGAGUUCUGUGCCACCCGGCCCGAGCUGACCCACUGCAUCGCCUUCCUGGACGGGGUGGCCGAGUAUGAGGUGACUCCUGACGAGAAGCGGAAGGCGUGUGGGCGGCGGCUGAUACAGAAUUUUCUGAGCCACACGGGUCCUGACCUCAUCCCAGAGGUUCCCCGGCAGCUGGUGACAACCUGUACCCAGCGGCUGGAACAGGGGCCUUGCAAAGACCUCUUCCAGGAGCUCACCCGGCUCACCCAUGAGUUCUUGAGCAUGGCCCCCUUUGCCGACUACCUCGACAGCAUCUACUUCAAUCGUUUCCUGCAGUGGAAAUGGCUGGAAAGGCAGCCGGUGACCAAAAAUACCUUCAGGCAAUACCGAGUCCUGGGCAAAGGCGGCUUUGGGGAGGUCUGCGCCUGCCAGGUGCGGGCCACGGGCAAGAUGUAUGCCUGCAAGAAACUCGAAAAGAAACGGAUCAAGAAGCGGAAGGGGGAGGCCAUGGCGCUCAACGAGAAACAGAUCCUGGAGAAAGUGAACAGUAGGUUUGUAGUGAGCCUGGCCUACGCCUACGAGACCAAGGACGCACUGUGUCUGGUGCUGACGCUGAUGAACGGCGGGGACCUUAAGUUUCAUAUCUACCACAUGGGCCAGGCCGGCUUCACCGAGGCCCGAGCAGUCUUCUACGCCGCCGAGAUCUGCUGUGGCCUUGAGGACCUGCAUCGGGAACGCAUAGUAUACAGGGACCUGAAGCCAGAGAAUAUUCUGUUGGAUGACCACGGGCACAUCCGUAUUUCUGACUUGGGCCUGGCUGUGCAUGUGCCUGAGGGCCAGACCAUCAAGGGCCGCGUGGGCACUGUGGGUUACAUGGCUCCGGAGGUGGUCAAGAAUGAGCGGUACACCUUCAGCCCCGACUGGUGGGCGCUGGGCUGCCUGCUGUACGAGAUGAUCGCCGGCCAGUCGCCCUUUCAGCAGAGGAAGAAGAAAAUCAAGAGGGAGGAGGUGGAGCGGCUGGUGAAGGAAGUGACCGAGGAGUACUCGGAGCACUUCUCACCCUUGGCCCGCUCCCUCUGUUCCCAGCUCCUCUGUAAGGACCCUGGCGAGCGCCUGGGCUGUCGCGGGGGCGGCGCCCGCGAGGUGAAGGAACACCCCCUCUUCAAGAAGCUGAACUUCAAGCGGCUGGGAGCAGGCAUGUUGGAACCUCCCUUCAAACCCGACCCUCAGGCCAUCUACUGCAAAGACGUCCUGGACAUUGAGCAGUUCUCCACAGUGAAGGGCGUGGAGCUGGAGCCCGCAGACCAGGACUUCUACCAGAAGUUCGCCACGGGCAGCGUGCCCAUCCCCUGGCAGAACGAGAUGGUGGAGACCGAGUGCUUCCAGGAGCUGAAUGUCUUCGGGCUGGACGGCUCCGUGCCCCCUGAUCUGGAUUGGAAAGGGUUGCCGCCCGCGCCCCCCAAGAAGGGCCUGCUGCAGAGGCUCUUCAGCCGCCAGGACUGCUGUGCCAACUGCAGCGACAGCGAAGAAGAGCUCCCGCCCCGCCUCGAGCUCCCCACCCACCUCGAGCUCCCCACCCGCCUCUAGCCCCCUGACUUGAGCGCCCCCCCAACCCCCACGGCAGGGAUGCCACG